AUAGGGAAGAAAAUAAAUUAGAAGAAAGUGAUGGCGAUGAGAGACUUGGUAACCGGUGCUCCAAGUUGUGGGGAAACAUCAUCUUCUAAUAAUCCACUUGGUGCUCUUGCUAACGCACUUGUCGGCUCUUCAUCUAAAACUCAGGAAAGGCUCAAAGAGAUCCCUACAUCAGUAAAUACAUCAUCCAAUGGCAACUUCCUUGGGGGUGUUGAACAACCAUUGGUCUCACUUCCAGGAUCAGAGUUUGAACAUCCACUUCAGCCUAAUAUUCAGGGUUCCCAAUUCCUUCAAGGAUUUCGUUCUGCAGAUCAAAAUAGGCUGUCUGAUGCUUGGGAUGAGAUACAAAGGCCUCAACUUCCUUUCGCUCAUGGAGGUCAGAACAUGACAAAUACCCCUUUGGAGCAUGCCCGGCUUCAACCAGAUUUGAAUGGGCCUCCACAACAAGUUUUGUCCAGCUUUCUGCACUCGUUUGUCAACAGCAGUCAUGGUGGGGUUCCGUUUCGUCCUGCUUCACUGCCAUUAUUAGGUUUAUCAGAAGGUGACAAGCAAUGCAUACGUGACCGUAGCACUAUCAUGGCCCGGCAUUUUUUUGCUGAUAAAAGUGAAGACUUCAUACAUGGACAGGUUAAUGCUCUAUUAUCAUCUUUAGAAAUUGAUAAUCAUGUUAGGGCAAGGGGCCCGGUGCCUGGAAGAUAUCCUGAGCUUGAGGAGUAUUGGAAUGAGUCCUUAGCUAUGAAACCUGCCCCUCAUGUUGCAGAUGGAUGGAUUAAUGAGUUUGCACAGAACCGAGUAGGACAUGCUGACCCCAAUUCUUGGGUCCAAUCAUUUGAACAACAACAUGGUGCUAAUGGCUGGGCAUCUGAAUUUGAGCAUGAGCAAUCCCAACUUGGAAUGAUUGGUCAAAUGAGAGGUGCAAAUAUUCCUAACCUAGCAGCCAUGGAGCAAACACGUAUGUUGGCUCACACAUUAGCUCAAAACAAUGACCCGAAAUUUCAGAAUUCCAAAUUUCUCCAAUUUGUAUCCAAGAUGAGUCGUGGUGAAAUUACUAUUGAAGAAAAUCAAUUCAAGCCUGCUGUUUCUUCUGGGGAUUGGGCAGCAGAAUAUGAACAACAGCAUAAUGGAGGUCAAACAUGGGCUGACCAGUUUGCACAUGAGGAGCUUUCUCGUGGACCACAAGGGUGGGUGAAUGAGUUUUCUGCUGAACGUGAGCAGCAUGGAGAUGUAAAUAACGAGUGGGUAAAUGAAUUUUCAAAGUUGAACGUGAAUGAUGAUUGGGCGGAUGAAUUUGGGCGUCAAAUUGCCGAAGGAGCGUUUGGUGAAACCGCUGCUGAUGGCUGGGCAGAGGCUUAUGAUGAGUAUAUGAACGAGCAAGCUGCUCUCAAGCAGCAAUCAGACGCGUCAAGGGGAGUUUAUGUGUUCUCUGAUAUGAACCCUUAUGUUGGUCAUCCUAACCCUCUAAAAGAAGGGCAAGAACUGUUCCGGAAGGGUCUCUUAAGUGAAGCAGUUCUUGCUUUGGAGGCUGAAGUCUUGAAGAACCCUGAAAAUGCUGAGGGUUGGAGGUUACUUGGCAUAGCACAUGCUGAAAACGAUGAUGAUCAACAGGCUAUAGCUGCUAUGAUGCGGGCACAGGAGGCUGAUCCCGCAAAUCUGGAAGUUCUUCUCUCCCUUGGAGUAAGUCAUACAAAUGAGCUGGAGCAACAAGCUGCAUUGAAGUAUUUGUAUAGUUGGUUACGCCACCACCCGAAGUAUGGGAGUAUUGCCCCUCAGGAACAGCCUGCUUCUUUCUAUCAUGCUGAUGUAGCUAGAUUGUUUACGGAUGCAGCUCAAAUGGCACCUGAGGAUGCUGACGUACACAUAGUACUUGGGGUGUUAUACAAUCUAUCAAGAGAAUAUGACAAAGCUAUUGAGUCUUUUAAGACAGCACUAGAGCUCAAACCUAGGGACUACUCACUCUGGAAUAAGCUUGGUGCAACACAAGCUAAUAGUGUCCAGAGUGCUGAUGCAAUAAUGGCUUAUCAGCAGGCGCUAGAUAUAAAGCCUAACUAUGUACGUGCAUGGGCUAACAUGGGCAUCAGUUAUGCCAACCAGGGUAUGUAUGAGGAUUCCAUCCGUUAUUAUGUCAGAGCACUAGCAAUGAAUCCCAAGGCGGAUAACGCCUGGCAAUAUUUGAGAAUAUCUCUGAGCUGUGCAUCUCGAAAUGAUAUGUUGGAAGCAUGUGACUCGCGGAAUCUUGAUGUUCUCCAGAAGGAAUUUCCCCUGUGAUAUACAUUGCGCUUUAGGAAAGUUGGAUUUCCCUCUUCUUUAGAGCAUACAACACGAUUCACACCCUCGUUAGCCUUGUGAACUUGAUUUGCAUUAUUAUAUUCGCUGCUUUUGUCCCUCAACGCCUGCAAGCCUAUGUUAUUUAUCCCCUUGAGAUUAGAAGAUCAAGCAUCCAUUUCACCACAAAAUUAACCCGGAUUUGAUUAUGGUCUGGAGCUAGCAUAUUGUCAAAAUUAUUCGUCCAGAAGUAUUCUGUCAUAUUGUAUUGUAGAAAUAACAAUGUAAUGAAUAAUAAACUUUUGAGAAGGUGGGGUGGAUACAAAGCUGCAAAGAGAGCAGAAAUGUAAUAACAAGCGAUGUAUAAUUGUACAA
This is a messenger RNA of Lycium ferocissimum, 2634 nucleotides long. RefSeq names its product peroxisome biogenesis protein 5. Gene Ontology annotation, biological process: protein import into peroxisome matrix, docking. The record is from RefSeq and is a predicted model, not a curated record. Lineage: Eukaryota; Viridiplantae; Streptophyta; Magnoliopsida; Solanales; Solanaceae. Gene Ontology annotation, molecular function: protein binding. The transcript is spliced from 15 exons. Bases 31 to 2262 code for a protein of 743 amino acids. Gene Ontology annotation, cellular component: peroxisomal membrane; cytosol.